AUUUGACCUGGGAGAGGAAGAGAAAAGGUUGAAUUCUAACUUCCAAACAUUUCCUUGUGGAUCUGACUUUAAAAAGGUACAGUAUUGCUAAUGGCUCUGGUGCAAGAUACAACAGAAAUCUUUAAUCCAUUGUUAGAGAUCACCACUUAUGCCAUCACAAAUUCCACGAAGGAGUCAUCAGAUUUGUGCAUUACUCCUGAAGGCAUAGGCUGGCUAACUGAAUACCAACCAGUUUACAUGUGGAUCAUUUUUGUCUUGGGUUUCAUAGAAAACUUGAUUGUGAUUUGUGUCUACCUGUUGCACAAGAGUCGAAGUACAGUGGCCGAAAUCUACCUUGCAAAUUUAGCUGCUGCAGACUUGCUUUUGGUCUGUAGUUUACCCAUUUGGGCCCUUACCAUAUCCAACUCAUUCACCUGGGUCUUUGGAAGUUUUCUUUGCGUUGUUGUUAAUGCCCAGGCACAGAUAAACAUGUAUGCCAGCAUUUACUUUUUAUUGAUGGUCAGCAUAGACCGAUUCCUAGCACUUGUGAAGACAAUGUCAUCUGGGCGCAUGAGAGGAACUGGCUGCGCAAAACUUAACUGUUUAAUUAUUUGGAUAUUUGCUGUCUUGAUGAGCAUUCCUAAAGUUGCCUUUCGCGUUGUCACAUAUGUUGAACAAUUCAACACCACCAUGUGUCUCACUAAUGCGGGUCCGGAAUGGCAUGUUGCCUCAAAUUUCCAGCUAAACAUCGUGGGCUUCUUGAUACCAAUAAUAGGGAUUGCAUACUGCACCUUACAGAUUAUGAAUGUUCUGCGUAACAAUUCAAUGCAGAAGUUUAAGGAGUUUAAUACAGAAAAAAAAGCGACAGUCUUAAUCUUCACCGUCCUCUUGCUGUUCAUUGUGUGCUGGCUGCCUUUUCAUAUUUUCACCUUUCUUGAUACUCUGGAUAUCUUAGAGGUUUUUCCCAAGUGUGCUUUAUCUAACUUUUUUGAAAUUGGCAACCAAAUCUCAACGUAUAUUGCCUACAGUAACAGUUGCAUCAACCCACUUCUAUAUGUCCUGGUUGGGAAUCAUUUCAGAAAGAAAACGAUGGAAGUCUAUCGACAGCUUACAUCGAGAAGACACAGAGAGAGAAAUUUUUCCAUCCCCACUGACUUUUCAGCAGACACCAUAAGGACUUCAAUUUCAAUGGGAACCCAAAAUCGAAUAUUUUGAUUUGAAGAGUACCUUUUCAGCAAGGCUUGCAGCCAGAAAGGACUUUAUUAACAAAUAUUGAACAUAAUAUGAAUGUAAUAUAUCAAAGUACUGAUAAGCUGCAGUUAUUUAUUUCUCCGUUUUAUCUUGCUUUUAUGGAAUAGAAAGUCUGCUUUAAACUAUCAAACAAUUAGCUCAGGUGUUGUUAAAACAUUAAGAAUUGUAUUUAGACCUUGACCUCUGUAGCCUGAAAUUGUUUCUAUGGGCCAGCCUAUAGAGGCUCCCAAAGUCUCCCAAUUUAAAUCUUGACAGCCUAAUUUUAACGUGCUGUCCCACUAUGAGGAUUUUUUGGAAAACAAAUUGGACAGAAGGGCAAGUACUCCAAAUUCAUAACUGCCACCCCCAUCUAGAAAUCAGCCACAUCCUAAAUACAACAUGCAAUGUAUGCACUUUCUAACACAAUGUAUAGCUAAAUACCGUGGAGAAAUUGUGAUUUAAAAAAAAAUAAAAAUAACUUUCCAGUAGGCACAAUUCUACAUAUAUUAAAACUUUUACUGUAAAUAUUUUUGUAUGCCCUCAAAAACUUAAAGGGACACUAUAGUCACUAAAACAACUUUAGCUUAAUGAAACAGUUUUGUAUAUAUCAUGCCCCUGCAGUCUCACUUCUCUAUUCUCUAUUUAGGAGUUAAAUUACUUUGUUUAUGCAGCCCUAGGCACACCUUCCUGCAUGUGACUUGCAUAACCUUCCUAAACACAUCCUGUAAAGAGUCAUCUAAUGUUUACACUUCCUUCAUUGCAAAUUCUGUUUUAUUUAUUAUCUCCUAAUCUGCUAAUAGCUUGCUAGACCCCGAAAGGAGCUUCCUGUAUUUAAUUAAAGCUCAAUUUACAGAUCAGGAGAUACAAAUGUUUAAAGUAAGUUAACAUCUUAUUGAAAAUUAAAAAUUUUGUUUUCAUGCAGGCUGUGUCAGUCACAGUCAGGGGAGCUGUGGCUGCAUAAACAGAAACAAAAGUGAUUUAACUCGUAAAUGGCAGAGAAUUGAGCAGUGAGACAUCAAAGGC
Messenger RNA from Pelobates fuscus (common spadefoot toad), 2232 nucleotides. Its product is annotated as B2 bradykinin receptor-like. Gene Ontology annotation, cellular component: membrane; external side of plasma membrane. Gene Ontology annotation, molecular function: C-C chemokine binding; bradykinin receptor activity; C-C chemokine receptor activity. Gene Ontology annotation, biological process: positive regulation of cytosolic calcium ion concentration; smooth muscle contraction; calcium-mediated signaling. NCBI's taxonomy places the organism in Eukaryota, Metazoa, Chordata, Amphibia, Anura, Pelobatidae. The coding region runs from base 91 to 1194 and encodes 367 amino acids. The transcript has 2 exons. The record is from RefSeq and is a predicted model, not a curated record.